This is a messenger RNA of Heteronotia binoei (common prickly gecko), 1401 nucleotides long. It is a transcript of the gene CCL21, whose product is annotated as C-C motif chemokine ligand 21. Gene Ontology annotation, cellular component: extracellular region. The coding region runs from base 139 to 465 and encodes 108 amino acids. The transcript has 4 exons. Gene Ontology annotation, biological process: monocyte chemotaxis; cellular response to interleukin-1; G protein-coupled receptor signaling pathway. Gene Ontology annotation, molecular function: CCR chemokine receptor binding; chemokine activity. The record is from RefSeq and is a predicted model, not a curated record. NCBI's taxonomy places the organism in Eukaryota, Metazoa, Chordata, Lepidosauria, Squamata, Gekkonidae.
UGCCCCUCUCCCUCGACGGCGAAAGGAAAGCGAAAGGCCGCCCGGGGGGCUAUAAAGGGGCCCGGCGCCGAGCAGUGGGCAGCAAGAGCCAGCUGCCAGGACCAUCUUUGCGCCCCUCACCUGCCAGCCCCGACGGCCAUGGCUCUCUUCCUCCGCCGCCCGCUGCAAGCCCUCGCCCUCCUGGCCGGCGCCCUCUGCGUCCUCCUCGCCGCAAGAGGGGAUGCAGAGCCCGCCCAGGACUGCUGCCUCCGCCUUCCUCCGCAGCCGCAGCCUUUCAGCCGGAAGAUGCAGAAUCAGUUGAUCUCGUAUCGCUUCCAGGGGCCCCAGAUGGGAUGCCAGCGGGAGGCGAUUGUAUUCAUUACCAAGAAGGGCCGUGAGCUGUGUAUCUCUCCAGAGGCAAACUGGGCUCCAGAACUCAUGAGGAAAAUAGACGCGAAGAUCAGGAAGGCAAGAACAAACCAAUGAGGACUCUGAGGACUGCUAAUGUUAGAUCCCGGCCACAGCGACUGAUCAGCUGGAUGUCCAAAGAAAUCCCACUGGCACAAAUGGGAUGAAAGACUAUCUCCCUCACGUAUCACCUCUUCUGCUUUCACCUGCGUGCCUUCAGUCCUUUCUCCAGAUCACCCUUGCGUAUGGUUGUCCCGUCCAGGGCUUUAAGCCUCCUUUUCGAUGACUUCGACUUGAAAUGUCAGUGUGUUCAUUCCCAGAUUAGAACCUUGAGCAGGUCGGGGUCCUAACACUCAACCCCCUCGUCCCCAGACUGUAGAGGGAACCUUUGAGCCUCUGAGAGUCUUGUACCCAGGAAAGGCCUUAAUUUAGGUCUCGGAACAUGAGCAAAGUGCAUUCCUUUUCACCCCCAAACAGCCACGACCCCAUCUCCCUGCACCUGGGGAAGCGGGUGAUUUCUGGGCAGGAUUGGGCCCCAGCACCUGGCAUGUCCUUCAAGAUGGCAGCUUUCCUUUUGCAGUUAUGACAGUGUCCAUAGGCAAUGGGAGUUUUUAUAUUUCGUUUUACAAAAACUGUGAAAAACAUCUAGUGUGAAUUUGUGAAUAUCUGAAAUGUAGUGGAUGAUGCAAAGGGAGGGAGGGGGAGGUUAAUUUUCACUGUGAUGAGGGGGGCAGCUAGCAUUUCCACUUCACCCCCAACAUGUAGCCAUGGGGAAUAGAUGCAAGUUUUAGCUGGUGUUUGAGCAAGAGCCUUCCCAACUCUUCUCUGGGGGUUCAGCCUCUCUCAGCGUUAGCAAUUCUAGCUGUGGUAAUUAGGAGUGGGAAAGUGGUACAGCCCUCUUGUUUGUGUUAAUCUCUGCCAUGCAAACUAUAAACUACACUGCUUGGAUCUGCUGUGGAAUAGCCUGAUGUUUUAUACUGCAGUUUGUUGAAUAAAAGCACUUAUUUCUUACAA